AUGCAAUCACAACCAGGAAUAUUAGAUUUGUCUGCAUACAAUUUGCCUAAGAGUGAUUCCUUAUCUGUGAGAAUACAAGAGAACUUUUCCCUUUAUGGUGUUCGAUAUACUCAAUUGGUUGUAGUGGCAAUUGCAAUUGGAGGACUCACAAACUUCGCGGUUUUGUUAACACUCUUUCUUAGUUACUUAGGAUGGGCAUAUGUUAUGAAAUAAAGUGCUAUUUUAGAUUUCCUACCUGAUUUAGGAUUCGUCAAUACUCAAGAUAAAAAAAUGAUACUUUUACUACUAUUUAAUAUCUUACUUAUUUUGGCUAUUUCGGGUCCUCAAAUAUUGACUUAUGUGGGUCUUGGAUGUUUAAUCGUAAUCGUACAUGCAUCAUUAUGGAAAAGUCCCUCAACUUUACCUGGACAAGAUAUGUAGUCAGAGUUCGACAAAGUGUUAAUAUAAAAUGAUGUUGAAUUAAUUAAUCAUUGA
Molecule: messenger RNA, 474 nt
Organism: Paramecium tetraurelia
Lineage: Eukaryota; Ciliophora; Oligohymenophorea; Peniculida; Parameciidae
Exons: 4
Cellular component (GO): Golgi apparatus
Source: RefSeq, a predicted model, not a curated record